CUUUGUGACCGGAGGCAGGGACAGUGGAAGAGCGCAGUCUCGCCACCAGAGGGCAGUAGAGCAGAGAGCCAAGGAAAGGAGAAGCCGACCAGCGCUUCAUUGCUCAGGAUCCCGCAAUGCUCCAAGGCCUGGAGCCCACAGGAGGGCUCAGAGUAUCCCAGCGGCGCGGGUCCAGUUGGCUGUGGUCCGGUCGGCCCUGAGGAAGAGGAAUGAGGUGCCCCCCAAGCAGAAGAGGAAGAUCCAUCGCUCUGGAUUCAAAGGGAAAGGACAACUGAAACUGUCCAUCACCGUUGAAGAUGGCCUCAUUGUUAUUCAUAUCAUGGAAGCCAAAGGCCUCAUGGGUAAAGAGUACCGGACAUGCAAUUCAUAUGUUAAGAUGGCAAUUGUUCCGAACACUGAUCGUGCAACUCGUCAAAAGACAAAGACGGUCCCAGACUGUAAAAACCCUGUGUUUCACGAGACCUUUGUUUUUGCCGUAAAAAAUGGAGACAGUCAGAAGAGGCUGUUGGUCACUGUCUGGAGCCAUGGCCAAGACCCCAGGCAGAGCGAGUUGCUUGGGUGCAUGAGCUUUGGUGUUCGAUCUUUAAUGACCCCUGUAAAGGAAAUCGGUGGUUGGUACUAUCUACUGGGAGAAGACCUGGGAAGAACAAAACAUUUGAAAGUGGCUACACGACGUCUGAGGCAGAUCCCAGAAGCUCCUCUGCCAAACCAUGUGGCAGCGCCGGAGACCAACAGCCCAGAGAAUAUGCAAUGCUUAACGGUUACCAUCCUGCGUGGAAAAGACGGCUUCGGCUUCACCAUCUGCUCCGACUCCCCAGUUCGAGUCCAGGCCGUUGAUCCAGGUGGCCCAGCAGACCAGGCUGGCCUGCAGCAGUUAGAUACAGUCCUACAGCUCAACGGCCAGCCUGUGGAGCAGUGGAAAUGUGUGGAUCUCGCCCACGCUAUCAGAAACUGUCACAGCGAGAUCACCGUGGUGGUGUGGCGGACGGUUCCGGUGAUAAAGCCUGGAUUUGAAGGCCUGAUCCACCGGCCUUCCUACAAGCCCAGCUACAACCCUCCCUCCCCCCCUAGCAAGAAGGAGAAGAGUGCCCCUGGCCCCCCGUUAUCCACAGAGCAGAGGUCGGGCCACCACGUCCUCGUCAAUGGAUCAGAGAGUGGCGUGACCAGCCACUGGGAGCGAUGGGAUGAGGGCGAGAAAAAGAGCAAGAACCAGACUCUGAAGGGCACCCGGGUGGCAUCCUCCGGGGACAAGAACUACAUCAUCCUGGCCCCCAUCAACCCAGGCAGUCAGAUACUGCGGCCUGUUUACCAGGACAACCGUGGUACCCUUGGAAGAGUGUACAGAAGCCGUCCGCCUUCAAUAUUGCAAAGAAGGUCCACUUUCCUGGGGUCGAAUACCUCUGCGCCCAAAGUGCCACCCCAUGCCAGCUAUCAGCAGGACUGCAACUAUGCCAACUAUCAGAACUGCACCAUCGUGAGGUCCCACCUUCCUCAUGGCAACUAUGGAACGUAUGUCAAACUGGCACCGAAAAUACUCAUCUUCCCCAUCUUUGUACAGCCUUUGGAUCUUUGCAGCCCAGCGAGGUCUCUCAUGAUGUCGGAAGAGAUGAUUUUGCAUGAGAGCAAGCAUUUGUCUAUCAAGGUGACUGUCUUUAUCUACACGGACCUGAUGCUGCUGACGAGAGAAGACGAGCCGGGACGUUGCAACGUUCUCCAGAACCCUCUUUUCCUUCAUCACCUCCGCUUGCAGGAAGAUUCCUCUGAGGAUUUGAAGUUUUACGUCAUUCACAUCACCGAGAAGAAGUCAGAGUGCCUGUUAAGUUUGGAAGCCUAUUCGGGAGAGCAGAAGAGACGCGUGUGCCAGUGUCUGAAGGAGAACAUCGCCAAGCAGCUUCAGCACAGAGAAACACCUGCCGCAGGAGAAAAGAUGCUGGAGCCGAAGGCGGAUGGGCGCUGUGAGCAGGCCGCUAUGGCUUCAGAGGAGGAGAACUCGGCAGGCAGCCCCUCCGAGGGGACCGCUCUGGGGAAAAGUGAGGGAGACAAAACCCCCGUGGAGUCGAACACCCCGCUGGAGGAGGAGAAGAAGCCCUUCGGAGAGGAAAGCACUCCCGUAGAGGAGAAGACCCCCCUUGAGGAGGAGAAGACACCCCCAACGCCGCCGCCCUCCACAGAGGGCGAGGAGAACAACAGCUCGGGGGGGGACUCGGAGAGCUGGCACGCCGGGGGCCGAGAGGCCGAGAGCCCAGCCGAACGGGUGGACUCGGGCGUGCCGGCGUUCGUUAUCCCAGAGCUGCGGCUCGACCGCUCCUUCAGCCAGAGCGCGGAGGCCCUGUCCUCGCCGGCGGACGGCGCCACCGACGAGGACGAAGAGGAGGACGAGGAGGACGAGGAGGACGAAGAGGAGGAGGAGGAGGACGAGGAGGACGAAGAGGAGGAGGAGGAGGACGAGGAGGAGGACAGUGGCGGCGACGACGGCUACCUGGAGCGCAGCGACAGCAAGCGGCGCAGCAUGAUCGAGCCGUCCUCCUGCGAGAAGCACUGCACCCUCAGCGUGCAGAACUCGCUGCGCCGCCGCACGCACAGCGAGGGCAGCCUGCUGCAGGAGCCCAAGGCCCAGUGCUUCACCUCCGACAACGCCAUCAACUGCCUGGAGAGCGACAGCGCCAAAGGCGGCUGGCUCCUCCCCUCCCCGAAGACCCUCAAGAAAGAACUGACCAAAAACGGGGGGUCCAUGCACCAGCUCUGCCUCCUGUUCUCCGGACGAAAGCUUUCAGACCCAGUUCAUUUCCUACAAAACUGGCAGAGGUUCAAGCUCAGUGGCGGAUCUGAAUGCAGUUGUGAAGUCAGCCCAGACGACUCCAAGAAGAAGAAGUCCAAGAACCUGGCCAAAGACAUGAAGAAUCGUUUGGCUUUCUUAAGGAGGAGGAAUGAAUCUCCUGGAAGCAACCCGGCUAGCAAGCUGGACAAAGCUAUGAAGUCUGUGAAGCCUACUCCCGAAGAAGCGCUCAAAUGGGGAGAAUCCUUAGAUAAACUACUGGUUCAUAAAUAUGGUCUGGCUGCUUUCAGAGCUUUCCUACGCACAGAGUUCAGCGAGGAAAAUCUGGAAUUCUGGUUGGCGUGCGAAGAUUACAAGAAGAUUAAGUCACAAUCUAAAAUGGCAUCAAAGGCCAAGAAAAUCUUCGCAGAAUACAUUGCCAUCCAGUCCUGCAAAGAGGUCAACCUCGACUCCUAUACUAGAGAACACACGAAAGAAAACCUGCAAAACAUCAACCGGUCCUGUUUCGACCUGGCUCAGAAGAGGAUAUAUGGAUUAAUGGAGAAGGACUCCUACCCCAGAUUUCUCCGCUCAGAACUGUACUUGGACUUAGUGAACCAGAAGAAGCCCAAUUCGACAUCGCCCUCGUAGGCGACUCGCAACAGCUUGUUGGGUUGAUUUAGGUCAUUUGCGUUUCCAUUUUUUAUUUGCGAUGGGUGGUUGAGAGACUUGAAACAGACUGGAACCUGUAUGUUUACAUGGAGGAGAGAAUCUCCCCCCCUGGUAUGUCUCCCGGGAGGGGGCACGAGCCGUACAUCGGUUUUCGUCCAGUGUUACGAAUAUCAACGACGGAAGCCAUAUCUCCCUGUCGCGCAGCCCCCAGUUGGUGCAAGUGCCAGGUGGAAUUUUUUCCGAAUUUGUUGUUCCGAACAUGCUGGAGAGAGGUUGAAUCUGGAGAUCCGAAACAGUCCGGUACUGUUUGUCACACUCUGCAUCUUUCGCCCAAGUAGUCUCUCCAGUUUCCCCCCAACCCCACCCCCUUCAUACGCUGUUGGUACGACAUCUGCAAAACUUACUUUUUUUUUUGGUUUCCAUUUCUGUACAUGGCCGUGAUGGUCGCUCAGGGGAAGCACUGGUUUUCUUCUGCGCUAGCCUGCUGUUCAGUCAGUCUUUCCUGGCACGACAUCCCUUUGGCUCCUGAACUUUGGCUCCGUUCUGUGGGGAAACGUCCUGUUGCAUUCUCCAGAGGACUACAAGAGGGACAAAAACCAACAAAUUAUGAACUAAAGGACCAAGCUGUGGACAUAAUGCUGUCCUUAAGUUGAAAGAACUUACUACCCACUCUCCAAAGACUGUAGACGCUUCAGACAUAUCUUAAGCAAGCGAUUCCAUGUAGUUAUAGUUGGAUGAGGCAGUUUUCUCAGGACAUUAUGGCACUCUGUGAUAAAGCUUCCAAGCUUUUUAUGAUUUUUAUUUUUAUUUUGGUUCAAAUCUGCACUCCUAGACAAAUAGCGCUAUACCGUUAGGCUGUUGCUCUUUUCAGAAACCUUCUCGAGUGGACGGAGGUUGCCUAUUUAUUUAGCUCAUGGCUGCUGAAUGCUCAUUGCAUUUGCGCUCAGUUCAAAUCCCUUCCUCUGCAGCCCCCCCUCCCCCCGGUAUUUGCUGUCCCGAUUUUAAGUGCAAUAUUUUUUCAAUAAGUAUCAUUUGAGCUUGAGCUCGACAAUGAAUGGAUCGAGCUCCGUAUUAACUUUAUUUUUUGUAAGAGUUGUACAAAUUCUGCUCGAGGGUUAAUUUACCAUUUAAGAUGAUAAAAAUACACAAAAAAAGAGGAAAAAAAAGUCCAUUUUAACAGUGUGUUCCUUAGCAGCAGGCAGCUAAGGGUUGUGGAUGUAUAUAUAGUUCCUAUGAAAACUAGACAAAUGAGUUUUCAUAAAUGUAACAUGAAAAUAUGGUGUAACUAUGUAAAUACGAGACUCAAAGCUAUAAAAUAACAUUUAAUGUUAUUAAUAAAGCAAGGAAAGGGUUGAAUGGACAGCCUCUCCUUGGUCAUACACUGCUUGUUAGGAGUUUUUUUUUUAAUGUAUUUUAUCAUUUUCACUGUUUACAAUUCAAGGCAUCUCCUACAAUAGCAAAAACCAUUUGGUGUCAUUGCAAAGGGUAAAUAAAACUGGUCAAUGAUG
Lepisosteus oculatus (spotted gar) is the source of this 4935-nucleotide messenger RNA. Lineage: Eukaryota; Metazoa; Chordata; Actinopteri; Semionotiformes; Lepisosteidae. The record is from RefSeq and is a predicted model, not a curated record.